UGUUGGCUGAAUGCGAUGGCGGACUGCUAUGUCCCCAGACCUUACCAGAGAUCGAAGGGAGAAAGUCAUUGAAUUUGCACCGGAACCGUUAUAUCGUAAUCAAACCACCUGUUAUAGGGCGGGAGGAUUCUUUUCCGCCAUCCCUCUUAAGAAUAGUAUGGGACAGAGUUAAUUUGGAGUACAUUAUUUUGGACAAGACAGAGUGCGCUUAGUGCAGGCUGCCGCAUGCGAGCCAGCAAGUUGACAGAUAUAACAAAACUCGAGUCAACAGGGGACAGUCCUAAAAGGAAUUACGGAGGUUGAAGAUAUAGCUGCUCCAACAAAAUGAAAUUCGCGGAGCACCUUUCGUCUCAUAUUACUCCGGAAUGGAGGAAACAGUACCUUCAAUAUGAGGCGUUCAAGAGUAUGCUGUAUGCAGCCCAGGACCAGGCCCCAUCCAUAGAAGUCACAGAUGAAGACACUGUCAAGAGAUACUACGCCAAGUUUGAGGAGAAGUUUUUCCAGAAUUGUGAGAAAGAGCUUCUGAAGAUCAACACAUUCUAUUCAGAGAAACUUGCUGAAGCACAGAGGCGUUUCGCCACCCUGCAGAAUGAGCUGCAGUCGUCUCUGGAUGCACAGCGGGAGAGCAAUGCCCCAGGCCUCCGCAAACGCAAGACGGUGUUCCACCUGUCCCAGGAGGAGCGCUGCAAACACCGCAACAUCAAGGACCUGCAGCUGGCCUUCUCCGAGUUCUACCUCAGCCUCAUCCUGCUGCAGAACUACCAGAAUCUGAACUUCACAGGUUUCCGUAAAAUCCUGAAGAAGCAUGAUAAGAUCCUGGAGACCCCCCGCGGGGCUGACUGGCGUGUGGCCCAUGUGGAGGUGGCCCCUUUCUACACCUGUAAGAAGAUCACUCAGCUCAUCUCUGAGACAGAGGCUUUGGUGACCACAGAGCUGGAGGGAGGGGACCGUCAGAAAGCCAUGAAGAGGCUGAGAGUGCCUCCACUGGGGGCAGCACAGCCUGCUCUAGCCUGGACUACCUUCCGCGUUGGCCUCUACUGUGGGGUCUUCAUAGUCCUCGCUAUCUCCUUCCUCCUCACUGGUGCUGUACUCAUCCGGUAUGAGAACGUGUGGCCUCUGGUGCGUAUCUACCGAGGUGGCUUCCUGCUGAUUGAAUUCCUCUUCCUGUUGGGCAUUAACACCUAUGGCUGGCGCCAGGCGGGGGUCAACCACGUGCUCAUCUUCGAGUUGAACCCUCGCAGCAACCUCUCCCACCAGCACCUGUUUGAGAUUGCUGGUUUCCUGGGGGUGCUGUGGUGUUUGAGCAUCCUGUCCUGUCUGUACUCUGAGUACACCAUGCUGCCCAUGCAGGUCAACCCUCUCAUCCUCUACGGCUUCAUGCUCCUCUUCCUCAUCAACCCCUUCAAGACUGGCUACUACAAGUCCCGCUUCUGGCUGCUCAAACUGCUGUUCCGUGUGUUCACAGCGCCGUUCCACCGCGUGGAGUUUGCAGACUUCUGGCUGGCCGACCAGCUCAACUCUCUGGUGAUUGUACUGAUGGACCUGGAGUAUCUCAUCUGCUUCUACAGCUUUGAGCUCAAAUGGACCGACCGCAAAGGCCUCCUGCCCAUGUUCAACGGUGAUUACACGUGCCAUAGUUACUCCUACGGUCUCCGUGCCAUCAUCCAGUGUCUGCCCGCUUGGUUCCGUUUCGUGCAGUGCCUCCGUCGGUACCGUGACACCAAGCGAGCUUUCCCUCACCUUGUCAACGCUGGCAAAUACUCCACCACUUUCUUUGUGGUCACCUUCGCCGCUCUCUACAGCACCCACAAAGAACAAAAGCAUUCUGAUGCAGACAUGUUCUUCUACCUGCUGAUGGUGUUCUCAGCCGUCAGCUCCCUGUACACACUGAUCUGGGACCUGAAGAUGGACUGGGGCCUGUUCGACCGUGGAGCAGGAGAGAACACCUUCCUCAGGGAGGAGAUCGUCUACCCACAGAAAGCAUACUACUACUGUGCCAUCAUAGAGGACGUGAUCCUGCGUUUCGCCUGGACCAUCCAGAUCUCCCUCACCACCAUGACCAACAUCCCCUCUGUGGGAGACAUUGUGGGCACAGUGCUGGCGCCUCUAGAGGUGUUCAGGCGUUUUGUCUGGAACUUCUUCCGUCUGGAGAACGAGCACCUGAAUAACUGUGGUGAGUUCCGUGCCGUGAGGGACAUCUCAGUGGCUCCGCUGAAUGCUGACGACCAGACACUGCUUGAGCAGAUGAUGGACCAGGAGGAUGGAGUCAGGAACCGCCAGGGCAAGAAGAGCUGGAAGCGCAGCUACAGCCUGUCUCUACGACGCCCUCUGAUGUCCUCUCAAUCAUCCAAGAAGGACACCAAGGUGUUGAUAGAGGAUACGGAUGAUGAGGCCUUCAGCUGAGCCCAGGGCAUCAGCUCUACACCCCCAGUGAUCUUAUCACUCCAUCACAGAGCUGCCUCACCACACACACACACACACACACACACACACACACACACACACACACAUCGGCAGACAGACACAAACUAAUACAUACAUGCAGUGACACACACAACAAUUAACUUACUCAAGCACAAUCUCAGUAUAUGAUAUUGGUAUAGAUGAGGUGGAAUUACACACACAGUUCUGUUGUUCAGACCAAGAGGGAUACACACAGGAACAUAUUGGAGAAAAAACACCCAGACCUGGGAUUUUCCAAUGAGUACUUUUAUUUAUUUUUAACAGACUCCUUUAGUUUCUCUUCUUGAUGUUAAUACUUUUUAGUUUGUAUAUUUGUUUUUGUAGUUCUUUGCCAUUUUUAAAGAUGUAAUAAUAGAGAAUAAACAACUGUUUACAUGCAUUUAGUCUAUCAGGAUCAACAGGGAUAAGACAGAUGAAUCAAAAAGACUAAUAAUAAUAAUAACCAACCCGAGCAUGGACUCUGCAACAUUAACCACAGCACAUCAACCACAUCAACUGGUUUCAACCUGUUGCUUCUUUUUCUACUCUGCGUUUUGGGUUGAUUUUUUUUAAAUUAUUGAGUUGUAAUAAUGAAGUCGGUGUAAAACCCUGGCGGCACUUGCAGGAAAAGUGCAUUUCAUACAAACAAACCAAAACAACUUGCACAAAAAUAUCAUUUGAACAUAUGAGUCUGUUAAAGUUGCUUUGUAUAUUUGUUAAUGUGCGUUAUUUGGAUGUCAGAACUAUUAUGUACCCCAUGUAUUAUUUAGAAGAAUGACAAUAGCUUGAGCAUCUGUGCAAUGAUAUUGAUGUGUUUCUCAAUGGUGGGAAUGUUGUUAGACUUGUGCCAUGCUUUCUAGAAGCCGUUGUUGUCAAAGAGUGCAAACUCUUCAGGUGGCUCAUUCUCCCUCUCAUACAAGCUAGGCCCACAGAUCAGUUAGUCAGAAACACGUGACAACUUCAAAGUUAUCUAAUUAGCUCAUGGCAAGUGCCCUACACGUGCAAAACUGUACUUUGCUUUUCUGCCAAACGUGUUCUUUUAAUGAAUGUCGUUGGCUGGCGUAUCAUCAACCAUCUAGCUAGCCUGAGAAGAAUGGUCUGUUCUGUGCGGCGGUGGAGUUGAGAAGACUGGGUGAGCGUUUUUUUCCCAUUUCUCUGCCCUUUAGGAAAACGAUCCCAUUCUCUUUUGAUCAGUCAACAACUGAAACGGCACCGUUGACUGUUUUUCUAUUGCAGUGUUUUCUACUGAUGGUGUGGGGCACUUUGCGUCUGUUCUGUUGUUUUGCUAUCAGCCUUCUCAGAACAGUGGCGACAGAGAUCAGCGGACAGUGACCAGCGUUUCCACUGGGGUUCCUCUGACCGCCCAAGUGGGUCAUGUGGAAUCUUCACAGGAUACUGUUGACAUCUUGACGAGGGCUUUUCCAUGGGAGGAAUCCCCUGGUUAAACAUGAGAUCAUCAUGCCAUGUCUGCUAGCCCUCGCACUCUCCACAUAACAGUCCUCACACCCUGAUCACUGUCAUCUCUCUGAAAGAUCUACCACUUUUACAACAUAGCUGCUGCAUCACCACUUUUGAAUAUAGAAUGCAUGCGUCAUGUACAGUCAUCAUAGGCCCUGGGACUCUGCAUGUGUUGUUUUACUACCGGUAGUGUUUGUCAGGCUUAUUGACUAGAACAGGGACCAAGUGUGUGAGUCGUGUCUCUGCUGUGUCAGGUGAUCUCUAAUCCUGGAAAGACCUUGCUGUGAAACAGUAGUUCUCAGAUCAGAUAGCCAUGAUUCAACGGGGCCUGGUCCUCCUUGGGUUGUAAAAGGCCUGCAGUAUUUACUGGGUUUUAAGGGUUAGUUCAUAGUUUCAAGUCUCAGUGGCCAAACAUUCUGUUGAAGGUGAGGGUGAUUUCUGUCACCAACUCAUUCUACAGUACAUGUCAGUUUCUCUUGUUUUUUUUUUUUUGGCAAUGCACUUAUCAACAAAGCUCAUGAUUUUGCUGUAAUGUUUGCUUUAAUGUACUUUUUAUAACUUAGUGAAUUUUGGUUUUGCCAAGAAAAAUGACACCAUGGAAAUUGUACAACUGUUAGCGCUCUUUUUGUUUGUCUAGUUUGUCACAUGCAUGCUUUACUUGUAGACAAAUAUGAUUUGCGAGCACAAUCUUUAUCGGCUGUAACUCUGAAAGUGGGCAAGCCCCUUUCUGUGGGCUUUCUGGCUUUUCUAAGGAAGGAUAAGUGUCACUACCUGUUUCUCCCCCCCCAGUGUGUGAAAUCCUGUCUCUCUCACUCUGUGGCUUAGCUGUUGACAUGAUGCAGUAGCCAUGAGUUGAUCAGCAUGAGCUCGUCUUUAUUGUUUAGACUAUGGACGUGUCUAAUGAUAAAUUACGGUUGGGGACCCAGCACAAAAUCUGUGUAAAUUGCAAAGUCCAUAGGCUACAAAAUGUGUUGCAAAUGCUUAAAAGUGCCAUCAACAACCAGAAUGACAUACAAUGGCUUGUGCCUUUGAGAUAUAUUUCUUAUUGUGGUGAGGAUUGUAGUCAGAAAGACAUAUGGCACUUAGGGAUGUGCCAUGGCGUCUGGUACGUCAUUAAUACCACUAUCACAAAACACACAAUUCAAUUAUUCUAACUACGGAGUGCGUCCUCUUUGUUGAAGUAUAGUUGCUCCCACUUUCUUCUCUUCCCAUACUCACGAUAACUACUGAACAGGCCAGUCAACCAGUCUUUCCACCAAAAACCACAGCUGCGAGGAUGCCUUUACAUUCCUUGUAGCUUUUGCAUUUCAGGCCUUUUAAAGCGACACAAAACACAAAUACACACUGUUUAAUCUUAUCUAAACCUCCCUCCAACAUUGUCCUCUUGUCAGAGAGCAAAAACUUCUCCCUCCAACUUCAUGAUUGCUUUAGUAUCGCUCUACCGAUUGUCUUGCCUGCAUGCUGGUUUUGUUUUCCACUGUACAUAUCUUUAUUUAUUUUUCACUAUAUGAAGAACACUGAUUAUUCGAGCUGUUCUGAUCAUUCUUGAUUACAUACAGUGCAUUCAGAAAGUAUUCAAACCCCUUCCAUUUGACACUGUGUUACGUUACAGCCUCAUUCUAAAAUAGUUAUUUUUCCUCAUCAAGCUACACACAUUACCCCAUAAUGACAAAGCAAACAGGUUUUUAUAAAUUGUAGAAAAUUGAUUUUUUUAAAAUUCUACCUUAAAUCACAUUUACAUAAAGUAUUCAGACUCUUUAAUCAGUACUUUGUUGAAGCACCUUUGGCAGCGAUUACAGCUUCGAGUCUUCUUGGAUAUGACACUACAAGCUUGGCACACCUGCAUUUGGGGAGUUUCUCCCAUUCUUCUCUGCAGAUCCAUUCAAGCUCUGUCAGGUUGGAUGGGGAUCAUCUCUGCACAGCUAUUUUCAGGGUCUCUCCAGAGAAGUUCGAUCAGGUUCAAGUCCAGGCUCUGGCUGGGCCACAACAACAUUGAGAUUUAUCCCGAAGCCACUCCUGCGUUAUCUUGGCUUUAUGCUUAGGGUCGUUGUCCUGUUGGAAGGUGAACCAUUGCCCCAGUUUGAGGUCCUGAGCAGGCUUUCAUCAAGGAUCUCUGUACUUUGGUCCAUUCAUCUUUGCCUCGAUCCUGACGAGUCUCCUGGUCCAUGCCGCUAAAAAACAACCCCACACUGAUGCUGCCUGCCACCACCACGCUUCACCAUAGGGAUGGCGCCAGGUUUUCUCCAGACGUGACGCUUUCGGGGCAAAGAGUUCCAUCUUGGUUUCAUCAUACUAGAAAAUAUUAUUUCUCAUGGUCAGAGUCCUUUAGGUACCUUUUGUCUUUUACUGAGUGGCUUCCAUCUGGUCACACUACCAUAAAGGCCUGAUUGGUAGAGUGCUGCAGAGAUGGCUGUCCUUCUGGAAGGUUCUCCCAUCUCUACAGAGGAACUCUGGAGCUCUGUCAGAGUGACCAUCGGGUUCUUGGUCACCUCCCUGACCAAGGCCCUUUUAACCCGAUUGCUCAGUUUAGCCGGGUGGCCAGCUCUAGGAAGAGUUGAUGGUUCCAAACUUAUCCAUUUAAGAAUGAUGGAGGCCACUGUGUUUUUGGGGACCUGCAAUGCUGCAGAAAUAUUUUGGUAACCCUUCCCCAGAUCUGUGCCGACAAAUGUGGGACCUUAUACAGAAAGGUGUGCCAUUCCAUAUCAUUUAUAAUCAAUUGAAUUUACCACAGGUGGACUCCAAGUUGUAGAAACAUCAAGGAUGAUCAAUGGAAACAGGAUGCUGUACGUCAUUAUAGGGUGUUGCAUGUAGAUUGAGGAAACCAUAUAAUCCAUUUUAGAACAAGGCAGAAACGUAAUAAAAUGUGGAAAAAGUGAAGGGGCCUUUUGAAAUGCACUGCAUAUUUUGUUUUCCAUAUAGCUUUAAAACAAGCAGUAUUCUAGGUGGUGAUGAGCAUUUUGAUUGUUCACAAUCCUGCAUUCAAAUGUAAAACCUGUUGAAUUGUGUUUGUAAAAAAAGAAACAGAAGUUCAUCUGGAUUGUGAUUGGUCGUAUUUUGUUGGGGUUUCAAUACUUUUUUCUGGCUCCCUCAUCCUCAGGGUUCAUUGGCAUCCAGGGCUACUGGAGGGAGGGGACUAGGGGUUGGCACAACCCUCACUCCAUAGUGUUGACACUAACAAGAUACUAAUGGAGGACAUUAUCUUAGAAGCAUUCUAAUGCAUAUACAGUGGCUUCGAAAAGUAUUCAGACCCCUUGACUUUUUCCACAUUGUUACAUUACAGCCUUAUUCUAAAACCUACACACAAUACCUGACAAAGCGAAAAACAACUUUGUAGCAAUUUUUGCAAAUGUAUUAAAUUUAAAACUGUAAUACCUUAUGUAAAUAAGUAUUCAGACCCUUUGCUAUGAGACUCAAAAUUGAGCUCAGAUGCAUCAUGUAUCCAUUGAUCAUCCUUGAUGUUUCUACAACUUGAUUGGAGUCCACCUGUGGUAAAUUGAUUGGACAUGAUUUGGAAAGACACACACAUGCCGGACAUAAGGUCCCACAGUUGACAGUGCAUGUCAGAGCAAAAACCAAGCCAUGAGGUUGAAUUAGAGCUCCGAGACAGGAUUGUGUCGAUGGCACAGAUCUGAGGAAGGGUCCAAACACAUUUCUGCAGCAUUGAAGGACGUCCCCAAGAACACAGUGGCCAUCAUUCUUAAAUUGAAGAAGUUUGGACCCACCAAGUCUCUUUCUAGAGCUGGCCGUCCAGCCAAACUGAGCAAUCGGGAGAGAAGGGGCCUUGGUCAGGGAGGUGACCAAGAACCCGAUGGUCACUCUGACAGAGCUCUAGAGGUCCUGUGUGGAGAUGGGAGAACCUUCCAGAAGGACAAUCAUUGCAGCACAAGCCCAAUCAGGCCUUUAUGGUAGAGCGGCUAGACUGAAGCCACUCCUCAGUAAAAGGUACGACAGCCCGCUCGGAGUUUGCCAAAAGGCACCUAAAGAUUAUUAGACCAUGAGAAACGAGAUCCUCUGGUCUGAUGAAAUCAAGAUUGAACAUUUGGCGUGAAUGCCAAGCGUCACCAUCCCUACGUUGAAACAUGGUGGUGGCAGCAUCAUGCUGUGGGGUUGUUUUUCAGCGGCAGGUACUGGGAGUCUAGUCAGGAUUGGGGGUAAGAUGAACAGAGCACAGUACAGAGAGAUCCUUCAUGAAAACCAGCUCCAGAGCUCUCAGGACCUCAAACUGGGGCGAAGGUUCACCUUCCAACGGGACAACGACCCGAAGCAUACAGCAGAGACAACGCAAGAGUGGUUUCAGGACAAGUCUCUCUAUGUCCUUGAGUGGCCCAGCCUGAGCCCGGACUUGAACAUCUCAGGAGACCUGAAAAUAGCUGUGCAGCAAAGCUCUCCAUUCAACCCAACAUAGCUUGAGAAGAUCUGCAGAGAAGCAAUUCCCCAAAUACAGGUAUGCCAAGCUUGUAGCAUCUCUUACCCAAGAAGACUCAAUGCUGUCAUCGCUGCCAAAAGGUGCUUCAACAAAGUACUAAGUAAAGGGUGUUAAUAAUAAUUAUGUAAAUGUGGUCGUUUUUUAAAAUUAGCAAAAAUUUCUGUAUUGUGUGUAGAUUGAGGAAAACUUUCAAUUGUAUUCAUUUUAGAAUAAAGCUGUAACGUAACAAAAUGAAGUCAUGGGGUGUGAAUAUGUCCCAAAGGCACUGUAUGACCGACUAACAGUUACUCACUAAUUUAUAAAACUGACCAAUGUCUAAUGACAAGAGAUGGUCAAAGUGAUAACCCUUUGACAGAGGGUUACUUUGUAAGACCUGAAUGAUAACCAAACCCUGACAUCACAAUAUCCCACUCAAUGAUUUGCUGAUUUCACUGCUUGCAAAAUCCCACGAUUUUAAGUGUUUUAUAUCUCUGCAUCUUUACUUCCUUCUUGAUGUUGUACCCUUUCUACAAGUGGAAGACUGUAACGGUGUCUAUAGUAACUAGAUGUACUUUGAUUACAUUAUGAAAAACGAUAGAUCAGAUGUGCUUGUGUUUUAAAAGAGACAAAAGGAAAUGUCUUACAAUCCCCCUUUGACAGAGUGGUUUGUAAAUGUUGUGUAUAACGGUGUACUACGAUGGUCUCAUUUGUAUUUCUGUAUACACUUUGGUUAUCCUGUCAUAUCUGGGUUUUAUAAACCACGUUUAUUUUUAAAACUGUCA
Messenger RNA from Oncorhynchus keta (chum salmon), 9087 nucleotides. RefSeq names its product xenotropic and polytropic retrovirus receptor 1 homolog. The transcript has 15 exons. NCBI's taxonomy places the organism in Eukaryota, Metazoa, Chordata, Actinopteri, Salmoniformes, Salmonidae. Gene Ontology annotation, molecular function: inositol hexakisphosphate binding. The coding region runs from base 325 to 2403 and encodes 692 amino acids. The record is from RefSeq and is a predicted model, not a curated record. Gene Ontology annotation, cellular component: Golgi apparatus; cytoplasm; plasma membrane. Gene Ontology annotation, biological process: cellular response to phosphate starvation; phosphate ion transport.